UGCCUUUUCUUCUGGAGGGUUUUAAUUUUGAUUGCUGUUACUACUGAUGUCUAAGCCAAAGUGGCGAUGCUGCCUGAGGGAAAUCUCUGCAACCAAUUGUGAGCCAUGCCUUUAGUGAAGAGGAACAUCGAGCCCCGGCACUUGUGCCGGGGCGCUCUGCCCGAAGGAAUCACCAGUGAGCUUGAGUGUGUGACCAACAGCACUCUUUCUGCAAUCAUACGCCAGCUGAGCAGUCUCAGCAAACAUGCUGAAGACAUAUUUGGUGAGUUGUUUAAUGAGGCUAACAACUUCUACAUCCGAGCAAAUUCUCUUCAAGACAGAAUUGAUCGCCUCUCUGUCAAAGUCACACAGCUGGACUCCACAGUGGAGGAGGUGUCACUACAGGAUAUCAACAUGAAAAAAGCUUUCAAAAGUUCUACCAUCCAAGACCAGCAGGUGGUUUCAAAGAACAGCAUUCCUAAUCCUGUUGCUGACAUUUACAACCAGAGUGAUAAACCGCCUCCUCUGAACAUCUUGACCCCUUACAGAGAUGAUAAGAAGGAUGGGCUGAAGUUCUAUACUGAUCCUUCCUAUUUCUUUGACCUCUGGAAAGAAAAAAUGCUACAGGACACAGAAGACAAAAGAAAAGAGAAACGACGUCAGAAGGAGCAAAAGCGUAUAGAUGGCGCCACCCGUGAGGUGAAAAAGAGGGAGAAACACAAGCUGAACCCUAACAGGAGCCAGCAAGUGCAUGUGAGGAAAGUGAGGACACGAAGAGAAGAGUGGGACAGGAGGAAAAUGGGCAUUGAAUUUAUGAGUGACGCGAGGAGGCUGCAGCAGGCAGGGAGCGCGAGAGAGGACAGGCUGCCCAGAGGGUCCCAUGCUUCAGAUGUUACGGAUUACUCUUACCCGGCUACCCCCAACCAUUCUCUGCACCCGCAGCCGGUGACCCCCUCCUAUUCUACUGGCGACGUACCACCGCAUGGGGCCGCAAACCAGGCCCCUGAGCAUGAGUACCGGCCCCCGUCUGCCUCAGCGAGGCACAUGGCCUUAAACAGACCUCAGCAGCCGCCGCCGCCACCUCCUCCCCAAGCCCCGGAGGGGUCUCAGGCCUCGGCACCGAUGGCCCCAGCAGAUUAUGGGAUGCUUCCGGCACAGAUAAUGGAGUAUUACAAUCCUUCGGGACCGCCGCCUCCUCCGCCCCCACCCGUGAUCCCUUCAGCACAGACUGCGUUUGUCAGUCCUCUCCAGACCCCCGUGCAGCCCUCCUUUCCCGCACCGUCCGGCUCCGCGUACUCGGCGCCUCCUCACCCGCCCUCGGCUGGGCUCCUGGUCACAGCGCCGCCUCCCCCGGGGCCCCCGCCGCCCCCUCCGGGCCCGCCUGGCCCUGGCUCUGCUCUCUCAUCUUCCCCGAUGCAUGGGCCCCCCACUGCCGAGACGAAGCGUCCCGAGCCUGCGCAGCCGCCCGUCAGUGACGCCCGGAGUGACCUCCUGGCCGCCAUUCGGAUGGGAAUCCAGCUAAAAAAGGUGCAGGAGCAGCGUGAGCAGGAAGCCAAGCGGGAGCCCGUCGGGAACGAUGUGGCCACUAUCCUAUCCAGACGCAUUGCCGUGGAGUACAGCGACUCCGACGACGACUCCGAGUUCGAUGAGAAUGACUGGUCCGACUGAGGCUGUGCGGCCGCGUGGCGGGGGACCGCCAGGACACUGGAAGUGGACUGGGGAUCCCCGGUGGUCUCGGCACCUAGAUAGUGGUACUAUAAUCUGUAGCUUAGCACCUUUUGUAUUAAUGAUGUGAUAUUGCUUCUGCACAUCCAAGAAUUCUGGGUUUUUCAGUAUUUACUGUGUAAUACUUAAGUGCCACUGAACAUAGCACAUCACGCUGCACACGAGGAGAUAUGCCGUAACUAUUGCAUUGUCCUGAAAACAGCAUCCUGCUUCCCUCUUGGCUGUAAAAGUAUUUACUUUACUCUUACUGAUCAUUACGAUUCUGUAGACUUGCUGUGUGUUUGUGAAGCUGCCUGGUGUGAAGUCUCUGCAAGGUUAACGACUGUCAGAGUGAUGUCUUCUGACCAGUGAUACUGUUUUACCUUUUGUUUUCCUUUUUUAUUAUAAUGUGUUUUCGGAAGAAAUUGGUUCUAGAGGGAACGGUCUAGCAACUCAGGAGAAUCAAAUGUUCCUGCAUUCAGCUUAUUGGCGUGGUAGCCUCUGAAUGAAGAUGAAUGCUUGGUUGAAUAAUUUUCCUGCCGUUGCACUCACUCGUCAAAUGUGAAGUUGGAAGGGCCUUUCUCAGGCAGGGUUCCCUGUGGACGAUGAGUUCACUCAGCACUUGUUGAUGAUUUUUGUGAGGUUUCAGCAACGCAUUAGUAAUGUAGAUGAGAACAAGGGCCGAUCCCCCUCAGGGCCGCCGGGAUGCCACUUGCAAUACUGGCCUGCCCUGGUGGCUGGGGCAGCGGCCAGCCAGAACAGAUGCAGGCUGUCUCUGGCCGCAGCAGCCAGCUGGUCAGCAUGGCAGGCAGUGCAGGCCAUGGUGCAGAGGGGCAGCUCCACUUGGUCCACGUUACAGAAGCUUAGGUUUAAAUGAAAGAGGAUGAUACCCCUUUACCUCUCACGGUGCUGUGGCCAGUCCAGGGUCAGCCCUGCGAGCGUGGCCUUCACCCGUCCUAGAAGCACAUGGCUCUCUUCUCUUGUAUCACCGGCACAUGACAUUUUAGGAGGUACCUCACCACGCGACCUCGUUUCAGCCCAUAGCUGAGCACUUUGCUCUCCCCUCUGCUGCCCUGUUCUUCCUGCCACAUGGCGAUCUCAGACCGGCUCAGGCAAACCAGGAACUAAAGAAGCACAGCUUCUGCUCUGUAAUUCCAGGUGGAAGGUAACUGCUUGUUCAGAGUUCGUAACUGCUCAGGCUUGGAUCAUAGGUACGGGUGGAAGUGUGUGGAGACACUUCCCUUGCUGCAGCGCGCUUCCCAGCCUGCAAUAUUCCCGCCGGAUGCAGGUCUGGGAAGUUCCGGUGAGCGCCAGCAGAACUGUGUUAGUUGCAGGGAGGAUGCCAGCAGGACAGGAGGGAGAGCUCUGGGGAAACCAGCCAGCUGCCCCCGUCUCACCCUGCGCUCUGCAGGGGCACUGGCUGGCUUGGGGCGUCUGUCGUAGGCGUGUGUCCCUGCCCCCCGUGCGCUGGACUCUGGUCACUAGAUUUGAAACUAAAAAGCUUGAUGUCUGCACUCCUUCCCAAGACCCACUUGGCCAUGUUUGAGCCCUCUCUGCUGCACCUGCCGCCGCUCCUCCCUGUGAGCACCUCGCGCUGGAGCUGCUCGCCGCGGGGCUGUCCCUGGAAUUUCCUUGAACAUUAGUUGCUACUAAUACACUUAACUUCCUGUCUCUUCCUUCCAGUGUGGAGACCUGCUGUGCUGGCAUCUCCCCGGGACUCUGAGCGUUUCCAGUGUUCUUUCGUCCUCAGUGUAACAGCCGGCCUUUGCGCUCCUUGCUGUCGGGGCCCCCGGUCACUCCUGGCUCCCUUGGUAGCUCUUCUUUGUUUUGUGUGGCCCUUCGUUCCCAGGCCGAAGGGAGCACGUUCAAGCUACUGUCCAUGUCAGGGCUCCUUCUCCUUAUCCCUGUACAACACGGUUAGUGGCAGUUUAUCACAAAUGUUCAUGAGCCUGUCAGUCAUUACUUGUCCUAUAGUUUAAUCAACAGGUUAUAUUUAAUUUGAUUUGUAUGUGUAGUGAGAAAGCUUCUGCCCUGCUGUUUUCAGUAACCUUUAAUAGAAGGGAGGAUUACGAAGAUGCAAAUCAAAUUAUUUUUAGAGUAUCUUUUCAAUGAAUUUGAUUUAGCAUAAAAUUUUAAAUUCAGAUCGGAUAUGAUACUGCAUGAACAAAGUGAAGAGUCUGGAUUUUCAGCUUUCAUUUUCAAAAAGUAUUGACAAAACAAAUGGAGAAGAUCAUUCAGCAGCACAUUUCACUUAUGUAAAUUUCAGAUUUUGAAUCACAUUUAUCACCUGUUCCCAGCUUUAUCCCUUGCGUACAUUUUAGUUGCUGUCCCACAAGCUUUUCCUUGCGGUGCAGACCCAGGCGGCGGGUGGGAAGACGCCGGAGUCCACGCGUCAGGGCGGAGGAUUGUGCACUCUUAGCCCCAGCCAUGAGGUUUGGUUGCUGGUGUUUUACUAAAGACGCUACUAGAAAAUUAAUGUUUUCAUUUCAGUAAAUUUUUAGCAAGAUCCACAUCUUUUAUGAGCACCAAGUGUCUAAGUUGUAAAAGUUUAUAAUAAUUUGCGACUGAAAUACAUGAUACAUUUUAAUCCAUUAAAGAGUAGUGGGAAUGUAUCAACCAGAGUAGCAAGUAACUUUUGUUUUAUGAAGCAGAGUAUCUGUCAUCUUGCAGUAUAACCAAUGCUGUUGUACAUUGAAAGUGGUAUUAAAAAAUCCUGUCAAACGAUUUUUAUCUGUUUGUAUAUCUUACUAUAGAUUAUGUACAAGUAACAUCUAAAUAAAAUUACACUUUUAACCCUAAA
Chinchilla lanigera (long-tailed chinchilla) is the source of this 4483-nucleotide messenger RNA. It is a transcript of the gene Wasf3, whose product is annotated as WAS protein family, member 3. The record is from RefSeq and is a predicted model, not a curated record. Gene Ontology annotation, biological process: actin cytoskeleton organization; positive regulation of Arp2/3 complex-mediated actin nucleation. Bases 106 to 1647 code for a protein of 513 amino acids. NCBI's taxonomy places the organism in Eukaryota, Metazoa, Chordata, Mammalia, Rodentia, Chinchillidae. Gene Ontology annotation, cellular component: SCAR complex; cytoskeleton. Gene Ontology annotation, molecular function: protein kinase A regulatory subunit binding; actin binding; Arp2/3 complex binding. The transcript is spliced from 11 exons.